ACACAGCUUCCUCUGUGUUAUUGUGUCUGUCUGAAGCCCGUGGAGACGACAGACGCAGUCAUCUGUAUUGAUCUCAAGUAAUUAGAGGCUGAGGGAUGAGGAGUCAACGGACCAUGCAAAGCAGAUCCAACAACCUGUUUGCAAGUAUAAGAACACAAACAACUCAGCUGCUUCAGAGACGAGAUCCACUUCGAGCCUUUGGCAGCUCAAGCUUUCUGUCUGGUAUCGCCGGGAAUGCUGGGUAUUGCAUCGCACGCAGGCCUUGUCUAUUUCUGCAUGAUGUCCAUGACUGUAGUUCACGGUCGUCUCUGUCGCAGCAGGGAUGUCGUCGGAGGACCUCACCCGCGGCCUCCUCUACCUGUCCCUCACUGUGGUGGGCGUCCCGGGCAACGCCGCCGUGGUCCUGGCUCUGCUGCUGCUGCUGCACCGGCGGCGCCGGCUGCUGCCGCCCGACGCCAUCCUCCUGCACCUGGCCUGCAGCAACCUGCUGGUGGUGGGCGUCCGCUGUCUGCUGGUGACCGUGGCCUCCUUUGGCGCGGAGGGCAUCUUCGGCGACGCCAGCUGCAAGGCGGUGGUUUUCACGUACCGGACCUUCCGCGCCUUCUCCAUCUGGCUCACCCUGGUGCUCAGCGCCUACCAGUGCCUGAGCGUGGCCCCCCCCGGCUCGCGCUGGCUCUCCGUCCGCGCGGCGGCCGCUCGCUACUUGGGUCUGGUGUUCCUCUUUCUGUGGGUGUUCAACAUUUGCAUGAGCUUGGAGUCCAUUCUGUUCUGCGUUGCCAAACACAACGACUCCUCCCAGAUAGGCAAUGGCUACAAUUUACAGUUCUGUUACUUGCUCUUCCCCUCGAAGCUGUCCAAAGACGUGAACACGGGGGCGCAGGUGACCAGAGAUGCGGUGCCCAUGGCCCUCAUGACUGUGACCAGUGUGAUCAUCCUGCUCUUUCUUUACAAAAACAGCCAGAGAGUGAAGGGACUCCGCGGCGGCGGCACCGGCACCGGCGGCGGCGGCGGCGCGGCCGAGCAGCGAGCGGCCAAAUCGGUGGUGGCGCUCGUGACCUUGUACGUGGUCUUCUACGGCGUGGACAGCGGGCUCACCGUGUACAUGCUCACGGUGAGGAGGACCAUGAGCUCCUCGCUGGUCACCGACCUGCGCGUGUUCUUCUCCACGCUCUACGCGGCCGUGAGCCCUCUGCUCAUCAUCGCCUCUAACAGGAAGGUGAGCGGCAGCCUGAGGUGUGCGGCGCACAGGAAGUGGGCUCAGGAGAGUCCGCCUCGAGCCUGA
Betta splendens (Siamese fighting fish) is the source of this 1282-nucleotide messenger RNA. RefSeq names its product olfactory receptor class A-like protein 1. Gene Ontology annotation, cellular component: membrane. The transcript has a single exon. Gene Ontology annotation, molecular function: pheromone receptor activity. The record is from RefSeq and is a predicted model, not a curated record. Gene Ontology annotation, biological process: G protein-coupled receptor signaling pathway. Lineage: Eukaryota; Metazoa; Chordata; Actinopteri; Anabantiformes; Osphronemidae. Bases 323 to 1282 code for a protein of 319 amino acids.